AUGAUCUCCUUUUAUAUAUAUGUUAGCUCAACAAACAUAAUUAUUCGAACAAAAAUUAGCACUAAUCAUACUUAUAACACAAUUAUGGCUAAUUUGGACCAAAAUAGCGUCAACAAAAGUAAAAGCAUUAAUGCCAAUUCCACAUCCAUAUUCAGUCAGUCCCGCCGCAAAAUGUCAUUCCGACGGAAGAAGUUACCAGUAGUGCAACCCGAAGCUGGAGGGAAGAAGCAGCGGCGGAAAUUCUCUCCGAUGAAGAUUUUCCGACGAGGUGGUUUGAAGGGACAGAAAUUGCACUACUUAGGUAUGAAAAAAAUAAAAGAUUGUUAUUGGUCAGCUGUAAACGACAUAUUAGAAGGACACGGAGAAGUAGAUACAUUCCGGCGACAGCUUGCAACGGAGAUCUCUUUUCCUAUUCCGGUGAUGGGCUUUUCCUCCGCUAUGUUUUCACCAAAUCCUCGUGCUAUUUGA
Solanum verrucosum is the source of this 468-nucleotide messenger RNA. RefSeq lists its product as uncharacterized. Bases 1 to 468 code for a protein of 155 amino acids. The record is from RefSeq and is a predicted model, not a curated record. Lineage: Eukaryota; Viridiplantae; Streptophyta; Magnoliopsida; Solanales; Solanaceae. The transcript has a single exon.